CUUUAUGGAGUGGUCGACCGCGUAUUGUUCAUUUCGAAAAUGUGACUAACGUGUAUUCUUGCUUGUUUGAUCGCAGGAUGUUUGGCGGCAAAAAGAAAAGAAAGGCACAAAAAGCUGCUGCCUCAAGUUCGGAAUGGGAAGAGUUCAAUCCCAAUCUGUUCCAGACCAAGGAGCAAAGUGAGAACUAUGAAGAGAAGAGAAUGCACAACCGCAGGGUGGCUCUGGGAAGGCCAUUGACGACGGAUGCGUAUUCUCAUUUCGAGAAUUACGGGUUUCUGGGACCCUUCAUCGAGCAAGAGUGGCUGAAGGUGAUAUCUCUCAAUGUACCAUACUACCCAAAACUGGUACAGUACUUCUACAACAACAUCGUCUACGAGCGCAAUGCAAAUGGAUCCAUUCACGCAUUCAAAUCCUAUGUGAAUGGGGUGGCGAUGUGCAUCAGCAAGAAUGUGUUGGCGCAAGUACUUGAGGCUCCAAACGAGGGGAAGAGAAUCAAUUCUUACGGUGCUUGGAAUGAAACGCAUUUCACGAGAGCCAAGCAAAUCCAGACGGUAUGUGGUCUUGAUGAAGAGGAAGAUGCUCAGGGGCGCAAUAGGCCAUCGAGUAACCACCUGACAAUUCAAGCCAGAGUUCUUCACCACAUGCUUUCCUACAACAUUCUGCCAAAGGGUGGACAUCGGGAGACAGUCACCUACUUCGACAUGGAGCUCCUCACCAACCUACUGUUAAGCGAGAAGGUGAACUUGCCAUACUUAAUCUUUAACCACAUGCUUACUGCUGCAGAGAGUUCAAACAGGAAUCUUCCCUAUGGGAUGAUCCUCACUGUGCUAUUUGAGCAUUUUAAUGUGAAUUUAAGUGAAGAGGUGGGAUUAAGAAUCUCAAGGCAGGAGUUCUAUACUGUUUCAUCUCUGAAAAAGAUGGGCUUUGAGCUGCGUAAUGGUGAGUAUGUCAGAGUGAACAAUGCUCAUGGUGGUGAUGAUGAUGAUGAUGAUGAUGAGGGUGAUGAAGGAGCUCGAGACGAGCCAAUGGGGGAGGCACAGAGUUCAACUCCACCGAUCACCUUACAGCGUGUGUGGGAGCGCAUGGAUGGCAUGUACGAGUACAUGGGCCAGAUGUCCACCCAGAUGACUGGCAUGCACGACUACAUGGGGCAAAUGACCGCCCAGAUGAGCACAAUGCAGGUGACCGUGAAUGAGAUGCGAGAUGAGUGGCGAUCUUUCAGCGGAAGAUACAUGCAUCCCACCACAUCCGACCACCAUCAUGCUAGCACCACCAAUGAAGAAAAUGUGGAUGAGAGAGAGGGGGGAGAUGAGUAGGAGAAAUGAGUUUUUAUAUUGUGUGUUUUAGUGGUCAAAACGAUUGUUGAGUGUUAUUAUGUUGUUUUUUUAGUUUUAUUUUUAUGUGUGAACAAUUAUGAUUUCUGUUUUAUUUUUAGUUGUUAUGCUGUGAAUUGAUGAGUCCUUGUUAUAAUUAUGACUAAUUAUGAUGGUUUGAAACAUAAUUUAUACGAUUAAAAGAACCACACAAAUCGACAUACAUAAGCAAAAAAGACACGGGGCAUAGGGUGACUUUCUUGUAUUCGGUCGACCUCGUAACGGAUUAGGUCGACCGCGAAACCAACACUUGAUCUUGAUUUUACGUCAAAUAAUUGGACACUUUGAUAGAACACUUAUCUUCUAUCUGGUCGACCUCUUUCAUCAUCCGGUCGACCAUUUUGUUAAUGACUGCAAUCAAGUGGUCGACCUAUAUACCUUAGGUGGUCGACCAUGUUGUUUCUGACGCCAACGAAAUGGCCGACCCAGGUUUUAUUCUGGUCGACCAAAAAUAAAAACUUAAACUAAGUGCGGUCGACUAGGUGGUCGUUGAGGUCGACCGCAAUGUUUUCUCGUGCUGCCCAAAUUAGUCGAUUCGGUCGACCGCCUUCAGCAAUAGGUCGACCGAAAAGUGCAUGUCACCGUGACAUGCAUGUCAUAGUAGGCAUACCCUAAAUUGUAACCAAUUGUCAAACCAGAAUAAUAUGCACAAGAAAGUCUUUCGUAGUCUUUGCCUUUGAAGUUUCAAUUCCUUGUGAGCUAUGUCUUCCUCAAUUCUUCUUUCCUCAUUCCGGCCUGUGUUCUUGGGUGAAAAGUGAAAAC
Messenger RNA from Linum trigynum, 2135 nucleotides. The record is from the annotation of a GenBank genome assembly. Lineage: Eukaryota; Viridiplantae; Streptophyta; Magnoliopsida; Malpighiales; Linaceae.